GCCAGGAGGGGGGGCGGUUAGAGGAGCGGACACGCCGACCGCUCUCUAGACUCUGGGCUGCCGAGAUGUGGAGCCGCGUCUCUGCCGUUGGGAGCCGCAGAAGCGGCGCCUGCCGCUGCCGCCUCCUCUCCUACCCCUGGGGCGCCCAGGACCGGGGACCAGGCAGUAAAACACAGAAGUGCUUUAGCACUAGCACUGGAUUCUACAACAAGGAAGAUGAAUCUGCCACUUCUACAGACAGUAGUGGUGAGAAGGCUUCAGAGAAUCAGGAGAAGGCAACACCAGGAAAUGCAAAGAAGAAUUUGUUGAACAUUAUUAGUGAAAUGAAAGUAGAAUUAAGUUCAAAGAAGACGUUCCAGAUACUAAAAACACUGAAGACCAAGGAGCAAACCAAGGACCAGCCAGAAAGUAUGGAGAGUGCAAGUAGCAUGUUUCAGAAAGCUACAGCAGACAGUAAAGCUAAGAGGAGCAAGCCUCUCAAUCCAGAAUUGGUGGAAGCUGUCUCUGCUGUUGCAUCUUCCUUACCUUUCGACAGGAAACAGACAGUAUCAGAUUUACUUGCACAACUAAGGAAGCAUGAAGAAGCCACUGAUGCACAGAAAAAAGGGGAAACAACUAACAUAAGCAACGUAUUGCAGACAUGA
This is a messenger RNA of Gopherus evgoodei (Goodes thornscrub tortoise), 644 nucleotides long. RefSeq names its product 28S ribosomal protein S31, mitochondrial-like. Gene Ontology annotation, molecular function: structural constituent of ribosome. The coding region runs from base 66 to 644 and encodes 192 amino acids. The transcript is spliced from 4 exons. Gene Ontology annotation, cellular component: mitochondrial small ribosomal subunit. NCBI's taxonomy places the organism in Eukaryota, Metazoa, Chordata, Testudines, Testudinidae. The record is from RefSeq and is a predicted model, not a curated record.